Molecule: messenger RNA, 3907 nt
Organism: Maniola jurtina (meadow brown)
Lineage: Eukaryota; Metazoa; Arthropoda; Insecta; Lepidoptera; Nymphalidae
Exons: 6
Coding region: 238-2076 (612 amino acids)
Biological process (GO): phospholipid metabolic process; arachidonate secretion
Source: RefSeq, a predicted model, not a curated record
CCAAGUUUACACAAUUCACUUCACUUGGCGCCAACACCCCAGAAGCUGUGUGCGGCUGUACAAGUUUUUUUUUAAUUAAAAACGCGCGAAGGUAUUUUAAAGGUUUCACAUGUUACUAAAAAGGUUUAUGUUAAAUAACUUACGUAACUUUUAAAUCCAAAGUGGUUUAAGUGAUUUAUUGGUGUGAAAGUGCAGUGAUAAGAGUGGAGGGUUUUUGUUUUAGAUGGACCGAUUAAGAUGUACCGGCGGGUGCGGCGGAAAAUGAAGAUAGAAAUCAGUGCCAUAUUAGUUUUAAGUUUCGCAACAUUAGUAUUUUCAAAGGCGUUUGAUAUUAAACGAAUUAACGAUAAUAUUAGUGAUGAUAUUGAAAAUGACAUUAUAGAUUUUGAUAAUGAGUAUUCUGUUAAAUAUGACAAGAAAUACGAAGUCCUACCGUGGGACUCAAACGACUUCAAAAAAGACUCUUAUAGGUACAGUGUGAUUAAAGAUAAAGUGCAGGAGGGACACAAAAAUGGGGACAUCAAUACUAAAAAUCGUAACACAAAAGAAGAGGAGGAAAUCAAAGCAAACACAAAUAAAGAGGCUAAUGGUACAACUAGUGUACUGCCAAUUAUUGAAGUAAUCGAAAAGACAACAGAACUUAGUGUUAUCCCCCUAGAAUUAAUAAGUACAACAGAAAGUAUUCCAGUUAGUGCAGUUGAAAGAACAACAGAGUUCGAUUUAACAGUUAUCCCUUUAAGUUCAAGUGAGAAGGUCCCGGUUACAAGAGAAGUGUAUCAAACAGUGAAUUUGUCAGUAUCAACAGAAUCCUCUGAGGAUUAUAAUUUAAGUACAGGUUUUUAUGAAAUGACAACGAGGGCAAAUGUUUAUUUUUUAAACGAAACUUCAACAGAAAGUUUAGUGAAUGAAAUUUCUACAGAAAAUUCAAUUAAUGAAACGUCAACAGAGAUUGUAUUAAAUGAAACUGUAACACUUACUAGCACAACGGCAAAUGUAAGUGAAACAUUACAAUUAGUUACAACUAACUUAUAUGAUACUAGUAAUUUUACUGAAAUAGUUACUAUACUUCCUGAUUCUGCCACUGAAUUUUUUCCUUCUACAACUUCAACAAACGAAAUCGUAAAUACAAAUUCUAGCAGUUCAAAUGAAACAAUAAAUCGAGAGGACAAUGACAGUACAGAAGUGAACGCUGAAGUUCCAAUUUUUACAGAAUUAGAUACAGAAGAUAUUUCAGAGGUUCCAGAAGAUUAUUAUGAUUCUAAAGAUGUGGUUCCUACUUCUGCACCUAAAACGGAUGCCAUAUCUGUUAUAUUUGGUCUAGCGGGCAGUAUGGUAGAGAGUGUAGUGGAAAGUGUUGCGGAGCGGGUGAUGCCUAAAGGCUUGAUAGAUUUGUUUAAAAGGAUGCAAAAACAAAAUGAGGCUUUAGAAGCAGAGAAGCUGAGAAGUCGGGAGGAGAAUGGAGGUUUAGGCCAGUUCACCCGAGGCGUGAUCAAGUCAAUAUCCUCAGGUAUUAGCAAGCCCCUCAGUCAGCUCAUGGCCGGAGUCAGAGACAUUGGUUCCUUGGAUAGCGACCGCGGGUUCGUCAGUAGCUUGGCCUCUGGUGUGACGAGCGUGGCCAAUGCUGCCAACUCCAUGGUCGACCUUUUCAAGGAUAGGGUGCAGGCUAUUUAUCCUGGUACAAUCUGGUGCGGAGACGGCCACUCCGCUCAGGCGCGCUCCAGCGACCUGGGGCUGUUCUUCUUCACCGACACCUGCUGCCGGCAGCACGACGCCUGCAAGCUCUACAUCCCGGCUGGCGAGACCAAGUUCGGUCUCACCAACACCGGCUUGUUUACCAGAUCACAUUGCAGCUGUGACGACAAAUUCCGUGAGUGCCUGAGGAAGACCAACUCCCUGGUGUCUGCACAGAUAGGCCUCACCUAUUUCAACGUGCUGGGUCCCCAGUGCUUCCGUCGCGCCCACCCUAUUGUCAAAUGUCUGCGACGAACCAGGAUUACUGGCCUAAAAUGCGAAGAGUACGAGCUGGACUACACCAAACCAAAAAUGUGGCAGUGGUUUGACAGCGAGACCUACUGAUUGUUGAUCUGAUGAUGAUGAAUGAAAUGAUUUUGCUGUUAAAUAUACUUUAUUUAUUAACAAAAAAUAUAUUCGUGUAUGAAAAUUAUCCAGAAAAUGACAUGGUAAAGCUGGCUAGGAUUUUUGCCAAUUCUAUAGAUUUAAAUAUGCGUGUUCGAGUAUAUUUCAGUGGUAAAUGAUUUGCUUAUGACAAUAAUUUAAUACGUUCCGAGUUUAAGAAUUAUACAAAAUUUAUUCAUAUAUGAGACGAGAUAUAUAAUUAUUAUAUUAAACAGUAUGGUACAAAUAUAGUUUUUAUUAAUCCUUAGUAAAUUCAGAGUUUAGAUUAUUGUUAUGGGAUUUUAUAAUAAAACAAAAUUUUUAUUGGUUUUAUAUAAGAAACAUCAGAAUAUAUUUCGAAAUGUCACAUUUAACAGAUAAACUAUAUAUAUAGUAAUGCUAGUUAAAACUAAAAUAACUUAAAAUUAAUGUAACGAAAAUCCGCUCCAAACUUCGCUUGAUAUUUUUUUGAAUAUUUUUCUAAAUUUUUGACAAAUUCUCAUGAAUGUUUAUCCUUUAUAAACUUUCUAGAUGUUCUAAUGUAUUCAAACAUAAAUUAUUCCAACUUACUGAAAAAAAUCCGGAAAAAUAUUUGGUAUGUUGGCAAAGUUAUUGACUUAAUCAUUGUUUGUGUAAAGAAUUAAUCAUUUAAGUAAUAAUUACUUGAUGGCGAAGUUAAAAAAAUAUAGUAGUUACCUAAGUACUUACUUCAACGAUGGAGAUUUCGAUUUAUGUCAAAGAAGUUGUCAAAAACUUACAUUGUUUUUCAAAAGGUCCCUAUCUACACGGACUUUACAAAUAAUAAUUAUUGUGAUAUCUAUUAUGUUGUGCGCAAAAAUUUAUCUGAAAACUGUGUAUAUAGAUAUGUUUCCAUUUCUUUAUUAUAAAUUGUUACAUUACCAGAUAAUGAUGUGCAGUCUAUUAGCGGAUUCAAAUUUAAAUAAGAUGAUUUUAAUAUAUGUAUUUUAAUAAGUAGUUAUGAUUUUAAAAAUAUGUGAGAUAAGCAAAAUAUAUCACAUAAUAUAAUAAAUUAUAAAUGAAAUUAUGUUUGUAUACAAUAUUUCCACUAAUCGUAAUUUUUUCAUAAAAAAAUGAGACGAAUGCUUAACUAUGAAGUAUACUAAUGAGUUAAUUGCCAUCUAGAGUUAAUGUAAUCUAUGAAUACUUAUGAAAUCGAAGGAAACUGCAAAAUUGUACAAAUCAAAAUUUAUCCGUUCGAAAGCAUAUAUAUACAAAAAUAUUUUAACAAUAUUAUAUUACCCUUAGCACCGAUAAUAAUAAUUAUAUCCAGCCAAAUAAUUACAUUAUUUAUACAAUGUAAUUAUCAACUUCGGUGCUAGGUUUUGUUAUAUUUUUCUGAAAAUUAUAUUUAUAAUGUUAAUUAAUGAAUAACACAUAAGUACUAAUAAAUAAUUAUUUAAUGAUGCAAUAUUGAAACCGAGAUGACGUAUGCACAAGGAUACAGCAAUUUUACAGGAAUAUUAAUCAUUAUAAUGAUAUAAAAAUCUAAGGUAAGCUACGCCUACUAUGAAAACUAUUGGCCUAUCAAAUAUAGAGACAUAUUGCUUAACGUGGUCCAAUGGAAUAUAAUUCAGGCAUGGACUUAGGUUUUAGUUUCAGACUUAGGUCCUGAUUUCUAGCCGUUAGGAGCAUAGGAAGAAAGGAUUGUUCAAAAUGGAUUUCAUGACAACCAUAUAAUGCACAGAUUUUUUAACUUGGUUCAGUUACAAGUGGAAGAUUUACUCACUGAACUUCCUUUUUUUGAUUGUUUGCGUUUAUUUGUGAAGUCAUU